ACAAUGUCAUGAUCAUUCACUCAUUUUCACAUACAUUGAUCAACUAAAGUUUCUGAAUACACUCCUUUUUAAAUAGACAUAAAGAAGAUACACCAUAAGAAAAAACCAAGAGAGAGAAACUAAGAGUGAGAAACAUGUAUAGGUUUAGCAACACAGUGAUAGGGUUCUUAAACUUGUUAACACUAUUAGCAUCCAUACCAAUAAUUGGAGCAGGAUUAUGGAUGGCAAGAAGCAGCACAACUUGUGAAAAUUUUCUCCAAACACCCCUUCUUGUAAUAGGUUUUAUUGUACUUGUGAUAUCAUUAGCUGGUUUCAUUGGUGCUUGUUUUCAUGUAGCAUGUGCACUAUGGUUGUAUUUGGUGAUUAUGUUGUUGCUAAUAGCAGCACUAUUGGGUGUAACUGUGUUUGGCUUUGGUGUGACUAGUAAAGGUGGUGGUGUUGAAGUUCCUGGUAGAUCUUAUAGUGAGUAUCAUCUCAUGGAUUAUUCACCAUGGUUGAAGAAAAGAAUAGAAAACCCUAGGUAUUGGAAUACUUUAAGGAAUUGUAUUUUGGGUUCUAAAACUUGUGACAAACUUGCUUCUUGGACUCCUUUGGAUUAUAUGCAGAAUGAUAUGUCUCCAAUACAGUCAGGAUGUUGUAAGCCACCAACAGCUUGCAACUACAACAUGGAAGCAGUGAUGCUGAAUCAAGACUCAGAUUGCUACAAAUGGAACAAUGCACCAACAGUGCUAUGUUAUGAUUGUGAUUCAUGCAAAGCUGGUGUACUUGAAAACUUAAGAAGGAAUUGGCAUAAAUUAUCGGUUCUCAUAGUCUCGAUGCUUGUUCUUCUCAUAGGGAUUUACUCCAUAGGCUGUUGUGCUUUCAGAAAUGCAAGAAGAGCUCAAACGGAUUAUCCGUAUGGCGAAAAUCGAAUGACCAAAGUUCGACCAAGAUGGGAUUAUCAUUGGUGGAGAUGGUUGCAUGACAGGAAAGAACAGCUUUAUUAGCAGAUAAGCUCUACCAUCCAUGGAUUGUGACAUUUUACUUUUUUUUACAGUGUUUUGUUUGUUAUUUCUAGUAUCAGUUUUGUAGUUGGAUGCUUUUUUGUAUAAAACUUGAUUUUGCUUUAUCUCAAUUAUCAUAGUAGACAAUUGCUUUA
This is a messenger RNA of Lathyrus oleraceus (garden pea), 1138 nucleotides long. RefSeq names its product tetraspanin-6. Gene Ontology annotation, biological process: auxin-activated signaling pathway. Bases 135 to 986 code for a protein of 283 amino acids. The transcript is spliced from 3 exons. Gene Ontology annotation, cellular component: membrane. The record is from RefSeq and is a predicted model, not a curated record. Lineage: Eukaryota; Viridiplantae; Streptophyta; Magnoliopsida; Fabales; Fabaceae.